AUGAAGGCAACAACAGUGAACACAUCGCUAACACCUAUAUCAGCUCCUGGAAGCUCCCGAGUCUCUCGUCCGUUUGUAAACGAGAUAACCAACAUCGUGCACGAGGCUAACCUAAGAGGCACGGCAAAUGGUUACCAUGCGGGAUGUUUUUACUAUGCUGGCCAGUCGUUCGGUCAUAAAGGCAAGACUUGCCCAUCGCCUGAGUCUUUCAGGGCUGUGGAGUUCUCGUUCGAGACAACGUCGUCUUAUGACUUGAGACGACCAAAGAAGAUGGAGGAGGUAAUUGCGAGAAAGAUUGGUAUUAUUUGGGGCUUUCUGCCAUAUGAAAUUUGUCUCAUGAUUGCCCCGUAUCUAGUUCGGGAAUAUUCUACCGGCAGACUUCACGCGCAAUGGCCUAGCAGUCGCCGGGUUGUAAGUGCCAAUCAGCAAUUGGAGACCUCGAGGACGAUCUGGGCUCGGUAUAUUGAUAUUGGGGGUGUUGAGUAUGUCUAUGAUCUGUCGAACAAGAAAGAGGAGCAUCAUCGCAAAGUGUUUGAUCCCGCCACGACGUCUAAUGCUGAUGCUCUGCACGUGUUGGAAGAUUAUCUUGGGGUUAGAAAUUUGGUGGUUCCUAACUCCAAAGAGAAGCAAUUGCAAUCAUCAUCAACAUCUAUACAUGCAGAAGAAGGGGCAUGGUGGAGGGUUUUAUCGCCAUUCCCUCCGACACUGGCGAUAGAGUAUGAUGUAUGGUGUUUAUUCCUCCAGUCUACUGUUAAACUAAGACUAUGCUGA
Podospora bellae-mahoneyi is the source of this 771-nucleotide messenger RNA. RefSeq lists its product as uncharacterized. The transcript is spliced from 2 exons. The coding region runs from base 1 to 771 and encodes 256 amino acids. The record is from RefSeq and is a predicted model, not a curated record. NCBI's taxonomy places the organism in Eukaryota, Fungi, Ascomycota, Sordariomycetes, Sordariales, Podosporaceae.